AUCUUACAAAGAUAGACUCUAUUAAAGCAAUUAUUUCAAAUUGUAAUAGUAUUUUAAAGUUCUUUAAUAGAUUACAUAUUGCUCACAGCUAUUAUAAAGAACAAUUAACUAUUAUGAAAAUAAAAGGUGAAAAUGAAAACAUCAAAGAAAAUAAUGAUUUACAACAAACAUUAUCUACUGAUUUAAGUAUUUCUCAAAUUAUUGAUUUGUCAUUAUCUGCAUUUUUAGCAACAAACAAUAUUUUGUUUGAAUCUACUACAAAUAGAUUAGCACUUUAUGAAAGAAAUCAUAAUUUAGGCAAUAUGAAAUAUAAUUUGAUUAGCUUAACACAACAGAUAGUGAAUGAAGAAAAUAGUAAAAUUAGUAAUAAUAGCUACAAUUGA
This is a messenger RNA of Cetraspora pellucida, 383 nucleotides long. The record is from the annotation of a GenBank genome assembly. NCBI's taxonomy places the organism in Eukaryota, Fungi, Glomeromycota, Glomeromycetes, Diversisporales, Gigasporaceae.